Arachis stenosperma is the source of this 1770-nucleotide messenger RNA. Its product is annotated as cytochrome P450 71D8-like. Lineage: Eukaryota; Viridiplantae; Streptophyta; Magnoliopsida; Fabales; Fabaceae. The coding region runs from base 74 to 1585 and encodes 503 amino acids. Gene Ontology annotation, molecular function: iron ion binding; heme binding; monooxygenase activity. The record is from RefSeq and is a predicted model, not a curated record. The transcript is spliced from 2 exons.
CAUAAAAUAAACAUGAAUCAGUUGCAUAAGUACAUCAUAUGAAAGCAUCAUUCAGCGAGUAUUGGAUCUGCCAAUGGAAGUUAGUUCAUCCAUGGUGUUUAUCAUAAUAAGCUUCCUCAUCUCUGCGCUAUUGCUAUGGCUUGCAAGGAAGGGUAAGAGUGUCCAUAAAUUGCCACCUGGGCCAUGGAAACUACCUCUCAUAGGGAACCUGCAUCAACUUGCAGGCUCAUCACUUCCACACCAUGCUCUCAGAAAACUAGCAAACAAACACGGUCCACUCAUGCACCUUCAACUGGGUCAGAUUUCUGCAGUGAUUGUCUCAUCCCCCAACAUGGCCAGAGAAAUCAUGAAGACUCAUGAUAUUGCUUUUGCAGACAGGCCUGAGUUCCUUCCUUCCAAGAUCAUAACCUAUGGAUCAACAGACAUUGCAUUCUCUCCCUAUGGCGAAUACUGGAGACAGAUGAGGAAGAUAUGCACACUUGAGCUUCUAAGUUCUAAGAAGGUUCACUCUUUCUCCUUUAUCCGAGAAGAGGAGGUAGCUAACAUGGUAGAAACAAUUCGCAAAUCCGCAGGUGCAACCAUCAAUCUCAGUAAAAUGAUUAACAAUCUCAUAAGCACUGUGAUUUCUAGAGCUGUUUUUGGCAACAUAUCCGAAGACCAUGAACAGUUUGUGUCCUUUGUGAAGAAGACAAUAGCGUUAUCCGAUGGAUUUGACCUUGCGGAUUUGUUUCCUUCCUUGAAACCUCUGCAUUUCAUCACUGGUUUUGAAGCCAAACUGAAGGAGAUGCAUGUCAAGAUCGACAAGACCUUAGACAAGAUCAUAAAGGAGAAUGAAUCAAGGAAAUUGGAAGGUAUACACCAGCAAGAACAAGAAGUAAAGAAUGAGAAUCUUGUUGAGGUUCUUCUAAGAGUCCAACAUAGUGGCACUCUUGACACCCAAAUUACAAUGAACAAUGUCAAAGCAGUCAUCUGGGACAUAUUUGCUGCUGGAACAGACACUUCAGGAGUAGUGAUAGAGUGGGUUAUGUCGGAAUUGAUGAGAAGCCCCAGAGCUAUGAAGAAGGCACAGGCUGAGAUUCAACAAGCCUUGAUAGAGAAGCAAACAAUCCAGGAGGCAGAUGUUGCAGAGCUUCCCUACUUGAAGGCUGUGAUCAGCGAAACAAUGAGGUUACACCCUCCUCUUCCUCUGUUGCUUCCAAGACAAUCCAGAGAAGAGUGCACCAUCCAUGGAUACCAUAUACCUAUCAAGACUAAAGUCAUGGUAAAUGCAUAUGCGCUCGGAAGAGAUCCCGAUUACUGGUAUGAUUCGGAAACCUUCCUACCAGAAAGGUUCCAGGACACUCCUAUGGAUUUCAAAGGAUCAAACUUCGAGUACAUCCCUUUUGGAGCAGGAAGGAGAGCUUGUCCGGGACUUACCUUUGGUUUAGCCAACGUGGAGUUUGCUCUAGCUAUGCUACUCUACCACUUCAACUGGGAACUCCCUAAAGGAAUUAAGCCAGAGGAUUUGGAUAUGAAUGAAGCACAAGGAGCUGUGGUUGGAAGGAAAAACAACCUCUGCUUGAUUCCCACACCUUACCAUUUUUAGAUUCAUCAUAGUGCCUAAUAAAUAAUAUCAUGUGUGUUCUUCAUUUCCUAUGUAUUGCCAUAUUGGUAUAACAUGAAUCCAACACAAUCAAUUUAGCAAUUUAGCAUAUGCUCUUAGAAAGAUAAAAACAAUUGUAAAAGGCUAAUGUGGCAUUGAUUGUUAAGAAUAAGGAACAAUUACAUUGA